AGGUUUUACUUUUUGUGCUUUCGAAUUGGAUAAAAAGGACGAGAACUCAGAAUUCGGAGCUGAGGCUGGGACAUGAAGGCAUCACCAGCAGCUCUCUGUGGAGCCGGGAUCACAAACAGGAGGGAGAAUGGCGGGUCUGUGGAAAUCCUACCAAGUGUUGAUGACCAAAUACCCAUGGAGUGUGCAGAUAGUGACUGCUGGGUCUCUGGUGGGUGUCGGGGAUGUGAUCUCCCAGCAGCUGAUUGAGAGGAGAGGGUUAAACAACCACAACGUAACGAGGACGGCCAAGAUGAUGAGCAUCGGGUUCUGCUUCGUGGGACCAGUGAUCGGCAGCUGGUACAAAGUCCUGGACCGCCUGGUGGUUGGAGGAACUAAAAGUGCUGCCAUGAAGAAAAUGCUGGCUGACCAGUUGUGUUUUGCUCCGUGUUUCCUGGGAGCGUUCCUCUCCAUCUCCGGAGCUCUGAACGGCCUGACGCUGGAGGAAAACGUCACCAAACUGAAGAGGGACUACACAGACGCGCUCAUCUCUAAUUACUACCUUUGGCCUCCGGUGCAGAUCGCCAAUUUCUACUUCAUUCCACUCCACCACAGGCUGGCUGUGGUGCAGAUCGUCGCUGUCGCCUGGAACUCCUAUCUGACCUGGAAAGUGAACAAGAUGUGAACCACGAUCACAAGUCCAGCUGUCUACAGGAUGAUGAUGUUACACUCAUUUGUAGUGUGUGCAUGUGUGUGUGGCAUGGUCUAACUUUGUUCUGCUGGUAUUUCCAAAGUGUAAAACUGUGACUGACUCAUUAUAAAGGUCGGGAGAAAGUGCUUGUCUACUCUGAAUGACACAUUCACACUUGAAAGUCAAACUUUGCAUAAAUGUCUGUGAAAGUUUGUUAUUUAUGGAAUCCGAUUUGGCAGUGGUGUAGCCACACGUACGCACAAUAACACACACACACACACACACACACACACACACACACACACACACACACACACACACACAUUCACAGCCACUGCUUACAAAAGAACAGCCUUCUAAAACAUCUACUUCAUCAAUCACUUGAAAUAAUGGUAAAUGUUCAUUUGUAAAACCUUAAUAGGUUGUCUCAUUUGUCUAUAAUAGUAGUGAAUUUUAAAACUGAUUCAUUUUAGUUUACAUACUCUAAAUAAUGUAAUACUACUUUAGUAACUAUUUUCUUACAAUUCUGGUCUAUUGAUGCGUCUUUGGUGAAGCUUUUAAUAAAUAAACUAUGUCUCUGGAAA
This is a messenger RNA of Eleginops maclovinus (Patagonian blennie), 1251 nucleotides long. It is a transcript of the gene mpv17, whose product is annotated as mitochondrial inner membrane protein MPV17. The transcript has 9 exons. Gene Ontology annotation, cellular component: membrane; mitochondrion; cytoplasm. Lineage: Eukaryota; Metazoa; Chordata; Actinopteri; Perciformes; Eleginopidae. The record is from RefSeq and is a predicted model, not a curated record. Gene Ontology annotation, biological process: cellular response to reactive oxygen species. Bases 128 to 661 code for a protein of 177 amino acids.